UACGUAAUAUUUUCUCUCGAUGGCGUGUGUGCUGCUCUCCAGCUCAGUGCGGUCUCUCCGAUUUGAAUAUCACGCUUUCGCCUUUAAAGCGUGGGAGACGCAUGGUCGGUACGGGCGCGAUUCCAUCGUCGGUCAAUAAACGCGUGCAUAGCAAACGAUCACCUCGUCGGAGUAGCUGGGGUUCACGUACGGCUUGCGAACCGAGUGAUUUCGGUCUACCCAUUCAAAUCGAGAACAAGUGCACUAUGUGACACGGAAGUGACGAUCGUGAUCUACGCUAAAACUGCGUAGUUUAAAUUUUCCAAAGUUUCGAUAACGUGCCGAUAUGAUAGCGUUGAGCAGCAUGAUUCACGCGAACGUGCCUCCGCUGCGGUAUGUUAUGAUGAGAUCAUAACUCGCUUGGUCGCAGCAUAUCCAAUGAGCAGGCGGUGCAGAGCGACUGGCAAAGCGGCGAUCAAAAUGCAUGCGGUGUCAAAAACGUGUUUUAUAUGAAUCUGUAUCCGAGUAAGCCACUUUAAAAUCUGCCAUCAUGACUGUAGUGCUAUCCUAUCACCGAAUUGUUGAAAGAGAACCAUCAGAGGUGGACUCUCGGUGGAAAUCAUUUACAGCCAUUUUGCUGCUCGUUAUCAUUGCUUCCUGUCUCGUGCUCAGCUUCAGUCUGCAUGGCCUGCUGGUGGACUUUAAGUACAACUGUCUGUUGGACGCAAAUUUGAAGUUCAAUUUGAAGGCCAACCAAACGCUAGGAGAUGGUUCGAAUAACUCCAUCAUUUCUCCUUUUGCUAAUUAUACUAUCGACGAAUACUGGAGCAGCUGGAGUAAUGGUGCUUAUUGUGAGACACUUCAAUACGCACCGCUCUUGCAAGGCAUCUCCAGCACCAUAUGGCUUGCCCUGUUCCUAAUCCAUGGGCCUGGAAGAAUUAUGCCUCAACCAUGGCGUAUCGUGUUUCCUUCGUUGCUCUACUUUUUCGGCUGCUUGGUCACGUCUGUGCUAACGGCCAGUUUCAUCACUCAAGGACUGGCCAAAUUUUGCACCGAGUUCUGGCAAGUGGAUACCGAAAGAGACUACAGUUGUGCACAAUACGUCGUGCUUUUUGCGCUCGCGAAGGAACCGUCCGCCCUGGUGCAAGGCGAUAAGAACUUUCUACUCACGCUGGUCUUCCCCUGGGUAUGGGUCGGGGCAACGUGUCUAGGUUUCAAGGAUUUUUUCACUGAGCGCCCAGCCACGAUGACGUACAACAUGGAUGAACUGAAAAAGCGAUCGGUGGCGAGCACGUCGCACAACAUCAGCAGCAAUCUCAAACCCACCGGCAAAGAUGAAAAAGCGCCCGCUUCGGCGAAACCGUCGAUCACGGAGAUCACGCGCACCCACCCGACGGCCUAUGUCAUCUUUGCCUCGCUGUUGCUGGAUUUGCUCGCGUUCACCAUGAUAUUGCCCCUGCUGCCCUCCCUGCUCGAGUAUUAUCGCAAGAACGACAACCAGCUGUACGGUUAUCUGGCAUCCAGCAUUAAGCAGUUUCAGCUAUGGAUCGGUGCUCCGGAGCGUUUCACGAGUGUGCUGUUUGGCGGUGCGCUCGGAUCCAUGUUUAGCUUCCUACAGUUUCUCAGCAGCCCGAUCGUGGGCGCACUGUCCGAUUACUACGGCCGUAAACCGCUGAUGCUGCUAUGUGCGACCGGCAUUGCCGCAUCCUAUGGACUGUGGGCUUACUCGGAAUCGUUCCUGCUGUUUGUGAUCGCCCGGUUCAUCGGUGGCAUUAGCAAAGGAAACGUUUCGCUCUGUAUGGCCGUCAUUACGGACGUCUCCAAUCAGCAGAACCGUGGCAAGGCGAUGGCAUUGGUCGGUAUUGCCUUUUCGCUCGGCUUCAUUGCCGGACCCAUGAUCGGUGCCAUGUUUGCCCGGUUUUCAGACAAGUCAGGAGUCCUUUGGUUUUUCGCUCCUGCCAUGUUCGCUAUGCUACUAGCAGUGGCAGACAUCCUGUUUCUGGCGCUCUGUCUAAAGGAAACGCACCCGAAGGAGAAGCGUUCGCGACAGAUCAUCAACUCGCUAUCGCAUGCAAUCGAUCAUAUCAGUAUUAGGGCGCUAUUUCGCUUCUCGGCAGUCGAGAAUCUGCCGCAGAAGGACGUACGCUCACUGCGGCGCCUGGGCGUUACAUACUUCCUGUAUCUCUUCCUGUACUCUGGACUGGAGUUCACCGUUACCUUUUUGAUGUAUCACAAGUUUGGCUACACUUCCAUUGACCAGGCGAAGAUGUUUCUUACGACAGGUGUACUCAUGGCCAUUCUGCAGGGUUCGGUUGUUCGCCGGCUGCCGGAGCGACUGGUGCAAAAAUCAGCAGUAUUCGGUUUAUACCUAAUCAUUCCUGCCUUCGUUAUUGUGGGUUUAGCGGAAUCCUCACCAGUGCUAUACUUAGGCAUGAUUCUAUUCGCAAUCUCGACUGCGUUCGUGGUAACUUGUAUGACGACAAUCACAUCACAGUACGGCGACUUCCACCAGAAAGGUACCGUACUCGGCGUGUUCCGCUCACUGGGAGCGCUGGCACGGGCUGUGGGACCGAUCGUUGCUUCGAUAGCCUUCUGGUGCGUUGGUGCACGUAUCACCUACAUCACUGGAGGACUAUUGCUGCUGUGGCCCGCUCUCAUGAUGCAAUACUUAAAGCUGUAAUCCGUCUACGCUCAGCAUUCCUUCUAGUAUUUUUUGUGUUUUCUAAACCGUAUUAUUACCUAGAUAUUUACUGAAAGCAUGUCUACAUGUUGAUAUUGUGUACAGAAUAAGUGCUCCGAUGUUUCGAAGAUAUUUUGUUCCUUUUUAAGGAUAGCACACAGAGGGAUUAUUCUUCUGAAAGUGAGAAAAUAUUAAAAUAGGACGUGCAAUCAAA
Molecule: messenger RNA, 2873 nt
Organism: Anopheles darlingi
Lineage: Eukaryota; Metazoa; Arthropoda; Insecta; Diptera; Culicidae
Gene: rtet
Product: major facilitator superfamily domain-containing protein 10
Exons: 10
Coding region: 530-2659 (709 amino acids)
Biological process (GO): transmembrane transport
Cellular component (GO): brush border membrane
Molecular function (GO): transmembrane transporter activity
Source: RefSeq, a predicted model, not a curated record